GAAAAAACAAAGUGUCGAUUGUGUCGUCCAGUUUCUACGACAGGAAGUCGGCCGUCCACGAGGCUCUGUGCGACAACAUGGACACUCGCAUCGCCAUGGAGGAGAUGAGGCAGCUGGUCAGUCAGAGCAACAGCUACAUCGCCAGCAAGAAGAGCGCCAAGCUGAGGCCCAACCGCAUGCUGAUGGAGAGCAUCGCCGUCUACCUUACCAGCAUGAUGAAGAUUUUUGGAGCCAUUGAAGGAUCGGAGCCCAUCGGUUUCCCCGUCGGAGGACAAACUCAGAACAUCGACCUGGAGAGCAUGGUGAUGCCGUACCUCGCAGCGCUGUCAGAUUUCAGAGAGGGAGUCCGAAAAGUCGCCCGCGAGCAAAAAGUGAUGGAGCUGCUGCAGCUGUGCGACGUCAUCCGUGACGAUACGUUACCGGAGCUGGGAGUCCGACUGGAGGACCACGAAGGUCUGCCCACUGUGGUGAAACUGGUGGACAAAGAGACUUUACUGAGGGAGCGCGAGGAGAAGAAGCAGAUUGAAGAAGAGAAGAAGAAGAAGAAGGAAGAAGCUGCCCAGAAGAAACAGGAACAAGAGAUGGCCAAACUGGCGAAGAUGAAGAUCCCUCCGUGUGAAAUGUUUCGAUCAGAAACAGACAAGUUUUCCAAAUUCGAUGAAACGGUAAAUCCUUAAUCUGUUCUGCCUUUAACCCUUUGGAACCUGGACCGACAUCAGUUUUCUUGGUCUUUUCACGUGCUAUUUAACCCUUUAAAACCUCAGUAAAUUAAUUUCUUUCAAUAACACGAGGAAAAAGCCAUGACCAACUUGACCAGAAUUGUCCCACAGAUUGCAAGAAAUGAUUAAAAAAUUGUUUUAA
Messenger RNA from Plectropomus leopardus (leopard coralgrouper), 861 nucleotides. Lineage: Eukaryota; Metazoa; Chordata; Actinopteri; Perciformes; Serranidae. The record is from RefSeq and is a predicted model, not a curated record.